This is a messenger RNA of Larimichthys crocea (large yellow croaker), 2913 nucleotides long. It is a transcript of the gene trpv1, whose product is annotated as transient receptor potential cation channel, subfamily V, member 1. Gene Ontology annotation, molecular function: protein binding; calcium channel activity. Gene Ontology annotation, cellular component: plasma membrane. NCBI's taxonomy places the organism in Eukaryota, Metazoa, Chordata, Actinopteri, Sciaenidae. The record is from RefSeq and is a predicted model, not a curated record. The coding region runs from base 310 to 2640 and encodes 776 amino acids. Gene Ontology annotation, biological process: calcium ion import across plasma membrane. The transcript is spliced from 17 exons.
ACUCUGCAACCACACAGUCAGUCACAGGACCACAGCUGCAGUCAAAACAGGCACAAAACCGUAAAGACGCAGAUGAGAUGCACACAGGAAGCAUGCCGGCAAAGAUAUAUAGCCUAUAAAAAGAAAGACACACUAAAGAAAUAUUAUUCACAACUGACAGAAACACCAGAGUGAGAAAAGUAGCUUUUCAGAAGGGAUUCUUGGCUGUGUACUUUUGUUUUGUUUUUUAAAUUGAAGUUCAGAUUUUGAAUCCAGAAGACGAUCUGGAACAGAAAGACAUCCUUCUGACCACUGGAGCAAGAGGUGAAGAUGGACAAGUCCGAGAUGUUCGGCUUCUCCCUGGAGACAGACGACAGGACGGAGGAAGAGAAAUCGCGGGGGAAAGCAGCAAAAAAGUCUGGACAGGGCCAUGUGUCGCCCAAGGCUCCCAUGGACACAGAUUACCAAGAGCAAAUGGAGGAGACCAAGCCUCAAAUCAGAUUCAAUCUCAAUUUUGACAAAGGUAUUCGACCUGUUAAGGAGGACGGUAGCAAGAGAAACAGCGAAACGUUUGACAUCACUAGGUUGUUUGAAGCUGUGGCCAGUGGCGACGUGACAAAGCUGAGCACCCUGCAUCAGUACCUGCACCAGAACAUGAAGAAACUGUCCAACUCUUUGUAUAAGUCGUACGGUAAAACCGCCCUGAUGAAGGCUCUGCUGCACCUCAAAGACGGCAAGAACAACACGGUGGAGCUGUUAAUCGACAUCUCAGAGAAGAUGGGCGACAUUAAUGAGUUUGUGAAUUCAGCCUUCACCAACAGCUACUAUGAAGGCCAGACAGCUCUCCAUAUAGCCAUUGAGAGGAGGAGUCUUGCCUAUGUGAAGCUGCUGGUCAGUAAGAAAGCGGAUGUUCAUGCCAAAGCUUGCGGAAAAUUCUUCCAACCACAUGACGGCCCCAACUUCUACUUUGGUGAGCUGCCUCUGUCUCUGGCAGCCUGCACCAACCAGCCUGACGUGGUGGACUACCUCUUGGAGAACGAUUACGAAAAAGCAGAUCCUAGUGUGACAGACUCUCAUGGUAACACUGUGCUGCACGCUCUGGUAGUGGUGGCUGACAACACUAAGGAUAACACAGAGUUCAUCACUGGCAUGUACGACCGCAUCAUAAAGACCACUGCCCGCCUGCACCCCAAGCUGAAGCUGGAGGAGAUUGAGAAUGGUAGAGGGCUGACACCCCUCAAGUUGGCUGCCAAGACCGGCAAGAUUGGGCUCUUUUCACACAUCCUGCAACGAGAGUUUCAAGAGAGUCACACCAAACAUUUGUCCCGUAAAUUCACUGAGUGGGUUUACGGACCUGUCACCUCCUCCCUGUACGACCUGGCCUCCGUGGAUUCGUACGAGGACAACUCUGUGCUGGAGAUACUGGUCUACGGCAGUGAUAUUCCUAACCGCCAUGAUAUGCUCCAGACGGAGCUCCUGAACCGGCUGCUGGAGUCAAAGUGGAAGUCAUUUGCAGGUCGAAUGUUUUUUUUUAACUUCCUGUUCUACGUCAUGUACCUGAUCAUCUUCACUGUCGUCGCCUAUAAUAAGCGGGAAGGAAAGCCGCCAUUUCCCAUCGAACACACCAGAAUGGGUUAUCUGUAUCUUGCAGGCCAGCUAGUGACAGCACUGUCAAACUGCUAUUUCUUUGUCAUAGGGAUCAAAGACAUGUGGAGGAAACGCCCGAAACUGCGGACGUUGCUGAUUGAUGGAUAUUAUGAGAUUCUUUUUUUCUUGCAGGGCCUCCUCUUCAUUUUGUCAACUAUACUGUACAUGCUCGGCUGUAAAGAGUACCUGGGCUUCCUGGUACUGUGCCUUGCUCUCAGCUGGGUGAACAUACUCUACUACUCCCGGGGUCUCAUACACAUGGGCGUCUAUAGCAUCAUGAUACAAAAGAUGAUCCUCAGUGAUAUCCUGCGCUUUCUUUUUGUCUACGUCGUCUUCCUUUUUGGAUUUUCAGCAGCGGUGGUCACCCUGCUCAUAGAGCCUCCUCCAAAAAAUGACACUCAUACUGGUAAAGGGCGUCUUUUUGGUCCCGUUGGAUCCGGUGAAGAUUGUGUAAAACCCACCUUCAGAAACAUCUCCUACACGACGCUGCAGCUCUUCAAGUUCACCAUCGGCAUGGGUGACAUGGAGUUCACCGAGGACUACCAGUACCAGGCGGUCUUCUACGUUCUCCUCAUCAGCUACAUCAUUCUCACCUACAUCCUGCUGCUCAACAUGCUCAUCGCCCUCAUGAACCGCACCGUGGAGAGGACUGCACAGGAGAGCACCAGCAUCUGGAAGCUACAGAGGGCCAUCACCAUCCUGGACAUGGAAAGAAGGCUGACGUGUUGUCUGAGGAAGAGGUAUCGCUGUGGGUUUAACAUAAACCUUGGCAGAGACGACGAUCGCAUGUGUUUCAGAGUGGAGGAAGUCAGCUGGAACAAAUGGAACAUCAACCUGGGCAAAAUCAAUGAGGAUCCAGGGUACUGGGAUCGUUCCGAACAGCCUGCCUCAGACACCAACACGAGCAGGCCUACCAGAGGGAGGAGCUGGAGAGGCAUGCUCACGGGCAGUCGGCGGCACUGGCAGACUCAUCUAUCCACAGAGAUGAAUCCUUUGAACACCUCACCGGUUUAAAAGACGACAGAGAGCUUCACUCUGGCUGACCUGUGCAACCACGUCAACCACUGCCGAAUGUGUUUCUGACUGAUACUCAAGUGUCAGCUGGAUUUCAAAUGUCACCUCUGAGGCGAUAUUUCACUAUCAUGAGCAGUGCCCAAGAAGAAAUGUAGAUAUUUGUUCAUCUAACUGACACGAUGCUGUAAAAACAAGUAGACUUUAUCAAUGCUGUUGCUUAUUUACUGAAGAUAUCAUACAUUUGAAACACAUUAAACAUUGAUUGUUUCUGCA